ACUCUUGUGUCUCCCCUGGCUGUGUGUGUCUCUGGCAGCACUCUUGUGUCCGGAUUACACAACGUGUUGCAAUUAUGUAAGACGUGAGGAUGUGCCAGGAGUGUGUUAAAGAAGAAUAUCCAGACAGGGGUACAAUCUGUCUGGACACUGGGACAUACUUGGCAAAUCUGCAAGGGUGCCAAGGCUGCGGCCACAAGGAUACACUCAGUGUGGUCAACAGGACCACCUCAAAUGCUCUGGAUUCACCACAAGAAGUUAUUGAAUAUGACCAUAUUUGUGGGAAUUGUAAUCAUGUGAUUGCCACUCAUGGGCACCGCUUCUGGGUUGAAGAUGACUAUCAAUAUUAUGAAAUGAGCUGCAUGCUGUGUGGGGAGGCAGAGGACACGCGAUCGUGCUACCCCAACGAUCCACGCAUGGAAGCCUCCCUAUUCUAGAAAUACUGAAAUACUGAUGUAUGGAACAGGACAUUUUAGAAAGUACCGUAUAUGAGUUAGAUGUUGUGGGGCAUAAUAUGAGUUGUCAUUAAGAUGUGUUCACAUGUAUGUAGUGCAUUUGGCUGGGUUAAACUUGGUUUUUAU
Molecule: messenger RNA, 578 nt
Organism: Procambarus clarkii (red swamp crayfish)
Lineage: Eukaryota; Metazoa; Arthropoda; Malacostraca; Decapoda; Cambaridae
Product: protein Churchill-like
Biological process (GO): positive regulation of DNA-templated transcription; multicellular organism development; fibroblast growth factor receptor signaling pathway
Molecular function (GO): zinc ion binding
Source: RefSeq, a predicted model, not a curated record